Anolis sagrei ordinatus is the source of this 3164-nucleotide messenger RNA. It is a transcript of the gene GORASP1, whose product is annotated as golgi reassembly stacking protein 1. The record is from RefSeq and is a predicted model, not a curated record. Gene Ontology annotation, molecular function: protein binding. Gene Ontology annotation, biological process: Golgi organization. NCBI's taxonomy places the organism in Eukaryota, Metazoa, Chordata, Lepidosauria, Squamata, Anolidae. Gene Ontology annotation, cellular component: Golgi apparatus.
UCUGGAGGAAGGAGGACGCGUCUCUCGCUCGCUCCUCUAUCCAAUGCUUGAGGGGGCGGGGCAUCUCCUUCGACCAAUCAAGUGCCAACGCGUCAUCCCUCGGAAGCCCACGCCCCCUUUUUUCCCUUGUGUUGUCUCUGCGCGCGCCUGCGCAGUCGGGGCUGCAGCGUUGGAACUUGGCAAGAGGGAGGAUGGAGUGGAGCAGCUGAAGCAGCCAGUGAAGCAGAGCUAUGGGGCUGGGCGCCAGCUCUGAGAGUCCCGAGGGGGGCUCUGAGGGCUACCAUGUGCACGGGGUCCAAGACAACUCGCCGGCUCAGCUGGCUGGAUUGGAGCCAUUCUUUGACUUCAUCCUGACAAUAGGACACACCAGACUGAAUAAAGAGGGUGACACCCUGAAAGAUCUCCUGAAAGCCAAUGUGGAGAAGGCUGUGAAACUUGAGAUCUACAACAUCAAAACAAUGAAAGUCCGAGAGGUGGAGGUGACCCCUAGCAACAUGUGGGGAGGGCAGGGCCUCCUGGGAGCCAGUGUGAGGUUCUGCAGUUUUCAAGGUGCCAGCGAACAUGUUUGGCAUGUGCUGGAUGUGGAGCCAGGUUCACCAGCAGCUUUGGCCGGUCUGAGGCCACACACGGACUACAUUGUUGGAUCAGAUCAGAUACUGCAGGAGUCAGAAGAUUUCUUCUCCCUGAUUGAAUCCCAUGAAGGGAAGCCUUUGAAGCUGAUGGUCUACAACAUGGAAACCGAUUCCUGUCGAGAGGUUUUUGUCACCCCAAAUGGAGCCUGGGGUGGAGAAGGGAGUUUAGGGUGUGGGAUUGGAUAUGGCUAUUUGCACAGAAUCCCAACGCAGCCUGCUGUACCCAAGAAGAAAACAGAAGCCAGUCCCGCUUCUCCUUCCCCAUCAGGAGACACGCCUGCAGAGCCCCCUUCGAAUGGCUAUACAGAGGCACCUCUGUUGGCAGCUAAUGUCCAAAGUGAGGAAUCCACAGACCAUGAUUACAGCACCACUCAAAGUGUGACUGUGUAUCCAUCAGAAAAUUCUCUUCACCCGCCUCCUCCGGUCCAGAGAGUCAUGGAUCCAGGUUUCAUAGAUAUGUCUGGGGCCUCAUUUCCUGAAUUGAUUGACUUAGUGAAAACAAUCAAUGUGCCUUCUUCUUCCUCUACUACUUUUAACUUAACAGACACUCUGACGGCAAGUGGCAGCUUAGAAACUCACAGUGCAGAGCAGCCACAUUUGGAUCAGGCCACCCUUCCAGUGUCAGAAGAUCCAACAUCAUCUUACCCAGCCUCACAGGAAUUAAGACCUUUGGACUCCCUUUUACCAUCCCCAGACAUCUCUGUAAAUGCUGCAUCUCACCUUGAUGGUGGUGCUUCAGAAACGGGUCUGCUCCCAGAUGGAACUGAGAGUCCCUCGUUGUCCAAAACAUUACAGAGUGACACUGAUGACAGAAAGAGUGAGGAACUGAGAGAAGAAGCUUCAUAGCCCUCAGCACUGACAGCCCUUUCUGAUGCUUUAAUAAUUCCUGGACCUGCAAAGCUGGCCCUGAAAUGCAUUACAACAAGAUCCAAGCUGCCUUCCCUGGCAAUGCCCCCCACAAAUCACUAUUGGUUGCUGACUCAUAAUCUUGAACAUCUGGGUAAAUGGUGCUCAAGAAUAAUGCUGAGUUUGAGAAAAAGGUUUUUGGUGAAGUGCUGCUUUAUAGGAAUAGAAACAACUGCCAAAGUGGCUCGCAGGAGGGGUAGAGUUGAUAGAACAGAGGAGUUCGUCCUCUUGUUUGAAUUCUGACAACUGCCUGCACGUUCCUUGCUCAAAGCCCACAAGACUAGAAAUGACUUUGAUUUUCAAAACUUAUUUAAUGAUUUCACAGGAAUAAUUUUUAUAACUUGAGCUAGUGUUUUAGACUGAGGUAGGACCCGACUCAGAAUGGAAAAGAUAUGUUGACGUAUUCUUUCAGAUUGUUAGGACAUGGUUCAGGCCCUCAUCCCACACUGCUCCUGCAGUCAUCCCUCCACAUUUGAGGUUUUGGCUUCUGAGUAUUGGAUUAAAAUGUUCUGUCUGGGAAUCUCUUAAGUCCUUCUAUCAUGCUGGAAAACUUAGAGAUUUCAAGAGAGAGUGGCUGUCUGGGCCCUCCAACGCAAUUCUGUGGUCAAUCUCCAGCAGCUUGACCAUGGAGCCAUUUUAAAAGAACUAUACAUUUCUGAAGUAUUCCAUCAGGUUAAAAAAUUACCAAUUUUUGAUUUGCUUUUUCUUCAUGUUUGUAUGGGUCCUGUGCCCCUAACCCAAGGAAAUGGAGGGCUGACUGUGCGCAACAGGCAGUUUUGUACCUUGCAGGCUAUUGUGUGAUUGAAGUGUGAUGCCUUCUUCACCCUUGAGACCUCACAUUAGUAUGUGCUAAAGACAGAAAGAGCCCUGGUAAGGAAUAGCUAUGAGCCAAAUAGGCUGGAUCAUGCCCUUAGAUUGAACUGUACUUUCAAGCCUCCAACUGCUGUUUACUCAUAUACGAUUGUUUUUUUGAUGCAGAAAUCUACUUUGUGGCCAACUUAACAGUUUCCUUCAGAUUGGAUACUUCAGCAAUUUCAUUUUAUGUUUACCUUUUAACUGGGAAUACAUGUUGCACAAAAAGUUCUCCAGAGCUUUUCUCAGCUAUUCAAGGCUGAGAUUCUAAGAUGAAAUAAGUUAACAUUUCAUUAACCUACUUGAGCAAUUGGUAGAAUCCUAUUCUCAUUUGAGGUGCAUGCCAAUGAGAAAAUCAGCCCCUGCAUUUCUCACUAGAGGAGGUUGGUUCUUCCUUUGGACCUCUAACACUACUGAAAAUGGUCACGCUUUCUUUCAAUGGAAAUAAUGGAGGAACUUCAGAUUUACCUUUUAGCACAAGCUAGCGCUUAUUCUGGAAUGGUUUUUAUGAAUCAGUUUUGAUUCACUGGUUCAGUUUCCUGGAAGACUGGAAAUAAAUGCUUUUCAAUGUGUAAAGUCGUUAUUUUUUAAAAAAAAACCAGAUUCCAACUCUACGGGCCUUCUUCAACAUGACCGGGGUUCCCCUUCAUAACAGACCUUUUGUAAUACUCUCUCUGUGUGCCCAGCCCUCUUUACAAACAUCAGUGAUUGGUUCCGCAAGCUGUAAAGAGAUAUGCACAUACCUUUCUGUACCAAUAAAAAAUCUUAGUUUCA